Pseudophryne corroboree (corroboree frog) is the source of this 2526-nucleotide messenger RNA. Its product is annotated as cytochrome P450 2K1-like. NCBI's taxonomy places the organism in Eukaryota, Metazoa, Chordata, Amphibia, Anura, Myobatrachidae. The transcript is spliced from 10 exons. The record is from RefSeq and is a predicted model, not a curated record. Gene Ontology annotation, cellular component: intracellular membrane-bounded organelle; cytoplasm. Gene Ontology annotation, biological process: xenobiotic metabolic process. Gene Ontology annotation, molecular function: oxidoreductase activity, acting on paired donors, with incorporation or reduction of molecular oxygen, reduced flavin or flavoprotein as one donor, and incorporation of one atom of oxygen; iron ion binding; heme binding. Bases 146 to 1750 code for a protein of 534 amino acids.
UAUCCCCCAGCUGCACAGAGCUGGAGGACCGACUCCCAGCUACUUCGGGAGCCAAGCGACUCCCUUCCACAGGCACCGAUACUUCUGGGGACAAUGCACAUUCUUCUGUCUUCACCCACUUCACCGGGCCUCCCACCGCAGAUAGAUGAACAGGUCCUCGUUGAUUUUCUGCCGCAGACAGCACAGAUGCCACCUGCAGACUCUCCAUGCCGCACACAGGAGCCAGGGGCUCACCAGUUGCCACCAACAGCCCAAUCCCCUCAGCAGGAGCCACAGGGCUGAUGUGUUACUAUGCCUGACAGCCUGCAUUGCAUUCCUCAUCUACUGGAUCAAUGGCUCUAAGAAGAGUACAAGAAAUAUGCCUCCUGGACCUACCCCUCUCCCCCUCAUUGGGAACCUCCACUCGAUGGAUAUGAAUAGACCCUACAAGUCACUGAUGGAGCUUUCUGAGAAAUAUGGAGAAGUCUUUACUGUACAGUUUGGACCCAAGAAGGUGGUGAUAAUUGCUGGGUACAAAGCUGUGAAGGACGCUCUCAUCGUCCAAGCUGAUGAUUUCGGACAUAGGUUGGAAAUGCCCCUGUACAAGCUAUUCGGAGAAGAAAAGGGAAUAAUAGUUUCUAAUGGAGAAUUAUGGAAAUCUUUGAGGAGGUUUACACUGUCAACGCUACGAGACUUUGGAAUGGGAAAGAAAACAGUUCAAGAGAAAAUUCAAGAAGAAUUAAUCCCACUCAUAGAAACCAUCAAAUCUCACAAUAACAAACCAUUUGAUAGCCACAUUAUACUGAACAGUGCGGUGGCCAAUGUAAUCUGCUCUAUUGUUUUUGGGAAAAGGUUUGAGCAUGAUGAUGCAAAAUUUAAAAAACUAAGCAGAUUGAUGGAAGAAAACACCCAGCUAGCUGGUGAAUCAAAACUGAUGGUGUAUAAUUACUACCCUCUUAUCGGAACUCUUCUUGGCCUACAUAAGCAAAUAGUGAAGAACACCCAAGAUCAAAUUGAAUUUGUUUUAGAGUGUAUCAAAAUGCGAAGGCACGAGUUUGAUGAAAAUGACAUCACCGGAUUUAUUGAUGCCUAUUUUAUGAAGCAAAAACAGGAAUCAGUAGAAUCUGAAACAUAUUUUAAAGAUGAAAACUUGGUCUACACAGUUCUGGAUUUAUUUUCGGCUGGAAGCGAAACGACAUCUGCAUCGCUAGGCUGGGCUCUUUUACUGAUGGCAAAGUAUCCAGAAAUUCAAAAAAGGGUGCAGGAGGAAAUCAGGACACAUAUGAAGCCAGGACAGAUGCCUACAGCCGAUGAUAGAAGGAGUAUGCCUUAUACUGAUGCAGUGGUACAUGAAGUACAGAGGUUUGCCAAUAUCGUUCCCCUGAACUUGUCUCAUACAACUGUAAAUGAUGUGAAUUUUCGUGGUUACAGUAUUCCAAAGGGAACAGAGGUCAUUCCUCUUCUCACAUCCGUUCUUUAUGACAAGUCUCAGUGGAAAACUCCAUAUGAAUUUAACCCAAAUCACUUUCUGGAUUCAAGUGGGAAGUUUGUACGACCCGAGGCAUUUUUACCUUUCUCUGCAGGAAAAAGAGUUUGCGUUGGAGAAAGCUUGGCCAAGAUGGAACUUUUCCUGUUCUUUACCGGACUUCUUCAAGCAUUUACUUUCCACCCACCAGCUGGAGUCUCCAGGGAAGAUCUAAGUCUGGAUCCUGACAUUGGAUUACUUUUAAUCCCUAAACCACAUCUGAUAUGUGCAAAGCUCAACAACUAGUGUGCUGCCACCACAAAUACCCAGUAACAAGGCAGAUGUUUUUGUUGAUUCAUUUUGACCGAUUACAAAUGCCAAUACAGGUUGAGUAUCAUUAUCCAAAAGGCUUGGGACCAGAAGUAUUUUGGAUAUCAGAUUUUUCGGUAUUUUGGAAUAAUUGCAUACCAUAACCAUAAUAAGAUAUCAUGGUGAUAGGACCCAAGUCUAAGUACAGAAUGCAUUUAUGUUUCAUAUACACCUUAUACACACAGCCUGAAGGUCAUUUUAGCCAAUAUUUUUAAUAACUUUGUGCAUUAAACAAAGUGUGUGUACAUUCACACAAUUCAUUUAUGUUUCAAAUACACCUUAUACCAGAGGUUCCCAAAUGCAGUCCUCAAGGCACUCCAACAGUCCAGGUUUUAGGUAUAUCCAUGGCUCAGCACAGAUGGUUAAAUCAAAUUGACUAAAGUGCUACUUACAUCACUUGUGGCCAAACAGGAAUACAUUUAAAACCAGGACCGUUGGGGCGCCUUGAGGACCGCGUUUGGGAACCUCUGCCUUAUACACACAGCCUGAAGGUCAUUAAAUACAAUAUUUUUAAUAACUUUGUGUAUUAAACGUUUGUGUACAUUGAGCCAUCAUAAAACAAAGGUUUCACUAUUUCAAUCUCACUCAAAAAAUUCCGUAAUUUGAAAUAUUUGGAUAUGGGAUACUCAACCUAUAUUACUUUUCCUGUGUUAUUCUUCUAUUCUAAUAUAAUAAACAUUAAAUUCACCAUGGGGUAAUCUCAUGGUCACUGA